Molecule: messenger RNA, 644 nt
Organism: Carlito syrichta (Philippine tarsier)
Lineage: Eukaryota; Metazoa; Chordata; Mammalia; Primates; Tarsiidae
Gene: CIB4
Product: calcium and integrin binding family member 4
Exons: 7
Coding region: 53-610 (185 amino acids)
Molecular function (GO): calcium ion binding
Source: RefSeq, a predicted model, not a curated record
GAGCCCUUGGGGCUGAGGUUCUGCCACUGGCAGAGAGAAGAGUGGGUUUGGCAUGGGGCAGUGUUUGAGGUACCAGAUGCACUGGGAGGACUUGGAAGAGUACCAGGCCCUGACCUUCCUCACCAGAAAUGAAAUUCUGUGCAUCCACGACACCUUCCUGAAGCUCUGUCCUCCUGGGAAGUGUUACAAGGAGGUGACACUGACCAUGGACCAGAUCAGCUCCCUGCCAGCCCUGCGGGUCAACCCUUUCAGAGACCGCAUCUGCAAAGUGUUCUCCCACAACAAUGUGUUCUCCUUCGAGGAUGUGCUGAGCAUGGCAUCGGUGUUCAGUGAGCAGGCCUGCCCCAGCCUGAAGAUCGAGUAUGCCUUUCGCAUCUAUGAUUUUAAUGAGAAUGGCUUCAUUGAUGAGGAGGACCUACAGAGGAUCAUCCUACGACUACUGGACAGUGACGACACAUCUGAGGACCUGCUGAUAGACCUCACAAACCACGUCCUGAGCGAGUCAGACCUGGACAAUGACAACAUGCUGUCCUUCGCAGAGUUUGAACACGCGAUGGCCAAGUCUCCAGAUUUCAUGAAUUCCUUUAGGAUUCAUUUCUGGGGAUGCUGAUGUGGCCUCGAACACCUGAUCUGGCAGCCUCAAG